GGCGGAAAAGUUUCUCUGUGUGCGAUCGGGCUCUCGGACUCCGCUCGGACUGCCUGUACCGUGGCUGCCGGUCCUCCGCUCCUGGCUCUCCCGCUGUGGACGGGCAUGCGAGGCCUUCCGUGCCGGGACUGAGCGGCCAGGAGCACGAGGCGGCGAUCGGUGUGUCCAGCCCGGUCUGGGAGUCGGUGCUUUUGGGGGUGCGCGAGACUGCAGAGCUCGGGGCCGAGCCGGAGGCGGCGGGGCGCGCGGCGAUGAGUGCUCCCGGGCUCCGAGCGGCCGCGACGGCGCUGGGGCUGCUGCUGUGCGCGGGGCUGGGACGCACGGGCCCGGCAGGGAGCGGAGGCCACGGGGCGCCCGGGCAGCUCUCGGACGACGCUGUGCAGCGCCCGUGCCCAGCCGUCUGCCACUGCCUCGGGGACCUGUUGGACUGCAGCCGGAGGCGGCUGGUUCGCCUUCCCGACCCUCUCCCGGCCUGGGUCACACGGCUGGACCUGAGUCACAACAAAUUAUCUUUUAUCCAGACGAGUUCCUUGAGCCACCUUCAAAGCCUUCAAGAAGUGAAGCUGAACAACAAUGAAUUAGAGACCAUUCCGAACCUGGGACCAAUCUCUGCAAAUAUUAGACAGCUAUCUUUGGCUGGGAACACCAUCGACAAAAUCCUCCCUGAACAGCUGGAAGCCUUUCAGUCCCUUGAGACUUUGGACCUGAGCAACAACAAUAUUUCAGAACUUAGAACUGCAUUUCCACCCUUACAACUCAAGUAUCUGUAUAUCAAUAGCAACCGAGUAACGUCCAUGGAACCAGGUUAUUUUGACAAUUUGGCGAGCACACUUCUGGUGCUGAAACUUAACAGGAACCGGAUUUCAGCCAUCCCGCCCAAGAUGUUUAAAUUGCCUCAGCUGCAGCACCUAGAGCUGAACAGAAACAAGAUUAAGAACGUGGACGGUCUCACCUUCCAAGGGCUUGGUGCACUGAAGUCUCUGAAAAUGCAACGAAACGGACUGACUAAGCUGAGGGAUGGUGCCUUUUGGGGUCUGAGCAACAUGGAGAUCCUGCAGCUGGACCAUAACAACCUAACCGAGAUCACCAAAGGCUGGCUCUAUGGCUUAUUGAUGCUGCGGGAACUUCAUCUGAGCCAGAAUGCCAUCAGCAGGAUCAGCCCGGAUGCCUGGGAGUUCUGCCAGAAACUCAGUGAGCUAGACCUGACUUUCAACCACUUAUCGAGGCUAGAUGAUUCCAGCUUCGUUGGCCUAAGCCUACUAAAUGCCCUCCACAUUGGGAAUAACAAAGUCAGCUACAUUGCUGAUUGUGCCUUCCGGGGGCUUUCCAGUUUAAAGACUUUGGAUCUGAGGAACAAUGAAAUUUCAUGGACCAUUGAAGACAUGAAUGGAGCAUUCUCUGGCCUGGACAAAUUGAGGCAACUAAUUCUCCAGGGAAACCGGAUUCGAUCUAUUACCAAAAAGGCCUUCACUGGUUUGGACACAUUGGAACACCUUGACCUGAGUGGCAAUGCAAUCAUGUCUCUGCAAAGCAACGCGUUUUCCCAAAUGAAGAAACUUCAGCAACUGCAUUUAAACACUUCGAGCCUUUUGUGUGAUUGCCAGCUAAAAUGGCUCCCGCAGUGGGUGGCAGAGAACAACUUUCAGAGCUUCGUAAAUGCCAGUUGUGCCCACCCUCAGCUGCUGAAAGGGAGAAGCAUUUUUACCGUCAGCCCAGAUGGCUUUGUGUGUGAUGAUUUUCCCAAACCCCAGAUCACAGUCCAGCCGGAAACGCAGUCGGCAAUAAAGGGCUCCGACGUGAGUUUUACCUGCUCGGCUGCUAGCAGCAGCGACUCCCCUAUGACGUUCGCUUGGAAGAAGGACAACGAGGCACUUCAGGACGCUGAAAUGGAGAACUAUGCGCACCUCCGGGCCCAGGGAGGAGAGCUGAUGGAGUACACCACCAUCCUGAGGCUGCGCAAUGUGGAAUUCACCAGCGAGGGGAAGUACCAGUGUGUCAUCUCCAACCACUUCGGUUCGUCGUACUCCAUGAAAGCCAAGCUCACCAUCAGCAUGUUGCCUUCCUUUACCAAGACCCCCAUGGACCUCACCAUCCGUGCUGGGGCCAUGGCCCGCCUGGAGUGUGCUGCUGUGGGACACCCGGCCCCACAGAUAGCCUGGCAGAAGGAUGGAGGCACAGACUUCCCUGCUGCCCGGGAGAGACGUAUGCAUGUGAUGCCUGAGGAUGAUGUCUUCUUCAUAGUGGACGUGAAGAUCGAGGACAUCGGGGUAUACAGCUGCACAGCUCAAAACAGCGCCGGGAGCGUCUCUGCAAAUGCAACCCUGACUGUGCUAGAGACACCGUCAUUUUUGCGGCCCCUGUUAGACAGAACUGUCACCAAGGGAGAAACGGCGGUCCUGCAGUGCAUCGCUGGAGGAAGCCCGCCCCCUCGGCUGAACUGGACAAAAGAUGACAGCCCUUUGGUGGUGACGGAGAGGCACUUUUUCGCAGCAGGCAACCAGCUGCUGAUCAUCGUGGACUCAGAUGUCAGUGACGCUGGGAAAUACACCUGUGAGAUGUCCAAUACCCUUGGCACCGAGAGAGGCAACAUUCGUCUCAGUGUGAUCCCGACUCCGACCUGUGGCUCCCCUCACAUGACUGCUCCUUCGCUGGAUGGUGACGGAUGGGCCACCGUGGGCGUGGUGAUCAUAGCCGUGGUUUGCUGUGUGGUGGGCACGUCCCUCGUGUGGGUGGUCAUCAUAUACCACACACGGCGGAAGAACGAAGACUGCAGCAUUACCAACACAGAUGAGACCAACUUGCCAGCCGAUAUCCCCAGUUAUUUAUCAUCUCAGGGAACAUUAGCUGACAGACAGGAUGGGUACAUCUCCUCAGAAAGCGGAAGUCACCACCAGUUCGUUACCUCUUCAGGAGGCGGAUUUUUCUUACCCCAACAUGAUGGUGCUGGGACCUGCCAUUUUGACGACAGCAGUGAAGUUGAUGUGGAAACCGCCCCUGAUCCGUUCCUCUGCCCAUUCGUGGGCUCCGCAGGCCCUGUGUAUCUGAAGGGGAAUCUAUAUGGCCCCGAUCCAUUUGAAGUUUAUCUUCCAGGUUGCAGUUCUGACCCGAGGAUGGCUUUAAUGGACCACUGUGAAUCCAGCUACACGAAGAAGGACUGCUUCUCAUGUGCUCAUCCCUCAGAGGAACCCUGUGAACGGACCCUCAAGAGCAUCCCGUGGCCACAUUCCAGAAAGCUCAUGAACUCCACGUACUCUCAGAACGAGGGAUAUUCAAUUCAGACUCUGUGUCUAAACAAGUCCUCCGUGGAUUUCAAUACAAGUCUGGAACCAGGAUCGGUUACUUCAAGUAACUCUUUCAUGGGAACUUUCGGAAAACCUCUGAGGAGACCGCAUCUGGAUGCCUUUUCAAGCUUCGCACAACCACCGGACUGUCAGCCAAGGCCCUGUCACGGGAAAUCACUUUCCUCUCCAGAGUUGGACUCUGAGUCAGAAGAAGAUGAAAAAGAAAGGACAGAUUUUCAGGAAGAAAAUCACAGGUGUACUUAUCAACAGAUAUUCCACACUUACAGGACUCCAGACCACCAGCCUUGUGAUUCAGACACAUAGACUGGAAGGGACCAAGGAAAAGCUUCCACUUACUACCUCAGCCGGGUUUCUAUUUAAAAGAGACAAAAUCCUAUGUUUUUAAACAGACUUACAAAGUUUAAAAAGGAAAAAAAAAGAUGCUUUAUUUAUAUAGAUGAACCAGAAUUACAAAACAUAAAAAUUUUAUACCUGGGAAAUAACUUUCAUAUAAAAAAAUAUGUCUUUAAAAGUAUUUUAUAACUUUGUUUUAUAUGAAAAUAUCGUAUGUAAAUUAAUGGUAUGAAACCCAUGCCUAUUUUAUGUAUUUUUUAUAAAGCCAGAUUUCUUUUUAUUGAGCAUGAGGACUGAAGCCUUUUCAAUAAUCCCGUCUUAACACGCUUUUCUGAGUAGCGGUCACUGGCUCCCUGCUAUUCUGCAUAUUGCGUUAAUAAAAUGUGCCAUUUGGUGCCA
Molecule: messenger RNA, 4034 nt
Organism: Grammomys surdaster
Lineage: Eukaryota; Metazoa; Chordata; Mammalia; Rodentia; Muridae
Gene: Lrig3
Product: leucine rich repeats and immunoglobulin like domains 3
Exons: 19
Coding region: 252-3605 (1117 amino acids)
Molecular function (GO): protein binding
Source: RefSeq, a predicted model, not a curated record